Parnassius apollo (apollo) is the source of this 585-nucleotide messenger RNA. The record is from the annotation of a GenBank genome assembly. Lineage: Eukaryota; Metazoa; Arthropoda; Insecta; Lepidoptera; Papilionidae.
AUGGAAUACGCUGCAUGCGUUGGGUAUAGGGCGAUAGGGGGAGAAAUUGGAGGUUUUGCGUAUCAGGCAAGGUUGCAUCGACUUUUUGCUGAGCUGGAGCCAUCUGUAACCGUCACCGAGCAAAACCUGGCAGACCGAGUUCGGUAUAUCUUGCGCUCAAAUAUAUUUGAUGACGCCGAACUCGAACGGCUACGGCGUGAGGCUGUUCCCUCAUCAAAUGAAAAUGCUACGGCUGAGGAUGCGGUACCACAAGUUGCAGAACAUCCCGCACACGUGGAUACCGCCGUGAAUACCCCAGUGGUGGCUGAUUCAAAUGAUGAUGGAACAUUCACCCAGGAACUAGAAAUAGAGCAAAUGAGGAGUACAUUGGAAGAGGCGAUUAUGGAAACGCGCAGUACGCCUCUCGAAAAUCGACCGCGACUUCCCCGCAUAGCCCUAAGCAAGCGGAAUCGCAAAUCGCAAUGCGGUGACCUAUUUGGAAGCCAGACGGGGCCUUUGCGAUACGGACUCAAUUCUUUUUGGCGCCGCGCUGGCAGUCUGCCGUAUCAUAGGCGCCAAGGUUUCUACGGCUGGACGCGCUUCUGA